AUGUCUAAACAGCUAUUGCGUAGUGCAAAAAACGUUGUAAAUGGGUAUUCCGCUGCUCAAAUAUUGGUUCGUAAUGCUACUUCCAACGAAGAAUAUGGUCCUUCUUUGGAUCAAAUGGAAGAAAUAGCUGAACGAACUUAUAGUGCAGUCGAGUUUUUUGAAAUAAUGGUGAUGUUAGAAAAGCGUAUGGGUGACAAGCCAAAACAUUGGAGACAUGUGGCGAAGUCUUUAACUGUUGUUGACUUUCUUGUUCGUGCUGGUGCGGAGACUUGUGUCGAUUGGGCUCGGGAGAACAUACAUUUCAUUAGAAAGUUGACUGAAUUUUUUUAUGUAGAUGAGUCCACAGGGGCAGACCAUGGGCAACUGAUCAGGGUGAAGGCUAAGGAGUUAGUUUCCUUACUAAAAGAUGAGGAACGGUUGCGGGAUGAAAGGAGAAUGAGACUCGGACGUAAUAGCAGAGCCGCUGCUAAAUCACCACCUCCAGAAGAGAUGGAUCCUGAUUUGAAGAGAGCAUUAGAAGAGUCAAGACUUACCGCUGAAGAGGAAGAGCGGAGGAGAAAGCUUGCCGAACAGGAACAGAAUAACGAUGAACUACAGACGGCAUUGCAAUUGAGUAAGGAAGAAGAGGAGUUGCGUAAAUUGAGGGAACUACAGCAACAUAGAGACCAGCAAAUGGCUUUGAUGCAGCAGCAGCAGCAGCAGCAGCCACAACAGCCAAUGUACUAUGAUAUAUUUGGAAACCCUAUUACUUUAGAAGAAUACAUGAGGUAUCAACAGGAACAAGAGUUCGCUCAACAACAGCAACUCGCACAGCAGCAGUUGUUAGCACAACAACUGGCCGAGCAGCAAGCAGCUGCUGAGCAGCAAUACUUGGCCCAACAGCAGUACCUAGCGCAGCAGCAGCAAUUGGCACAGCAGCAACAACUUGCACAGCAGCAGUUUUUCGGACAACAAUCACAACUCAAAUCAGGCCCAUAUAAUCCUUUCUCAUUGGAUAAUAUUAAUAAUUUAGAGCCUGAAAAGUCUCAAAAUGAUUUCUCGACAUCGUUUGGUUCCUACAAUGGUGGAGCUAAUGGCAAGUCCAGCCCAUCACCAUCGCCUCACCUUGCACAAUCCCCUCCACCGCAAAUGCCUUCCUCUCAGGCACAGCCACUUCAAACCCAGCAGCAGCCCUUGAACGCAAUUAGGACCGGAGAUAAGUCAAUUACGGAUAAAUAUGGUGAAUUAAACAACUUGUUAGCAUCAGGAACUGGAAUAGAUACGUUCGGUAACACCGGUCAAGCGAGAAUUCCUGCCCAACACACGAAAUCUGGAAAUUUCAUUAAUUCCCAGGGUACUGGCUAUAAGCAAGUUACUAAUGAAACAUCUAAACAUAAUCCAUUUAUGACUUCUCAAUACACAGGUCUACCAAGUACCAAUAUGGUUCCAUCUCAUACUGGAUAUGGAUUUGGUAAUACUACUAACUAUCAACAACCCAAGAAUAAAACAAAUGACCAGGGCAUGAGUUUGAUUGAUUUAUGA
This is a messenger RNA of Eremothecium sinecaudum, 1521 nucleotides long. RefSeq names its product HGL298Cp. Gene Ontology annotation, cellular component: plasma membrane; clathrin vesicle coat; endosome. Gene Ontology annotation, biological process: endocytosis; actin filament organization. The record is from RefSeq and is a predicted model, not a curated record. Gene Ontology annotation, molecular function: clathrin binding; phospholipid binding. Bases 1 to 1521 code for a protein of 506 amino acids. Lineage: Eukaryota; Fungi; Ascomycota; Saccharomycetes; Saccharomycetales; Saccharomycetaceae. The transcript has a single exon.